Molecule: messenger RNA, 558 nt
Organism: Letharia columbiana
Lineage: Eukaryota; Fungi; Ascomycota; Lecanoromycetes; Lecanorales; Parmeliaceae
Exons: 1
Coding region: 1-558 (185 amino acids)
Source: RefSeq, a predicted model, not a curated record
AUGUUCGGAUCUACCAAACCACUUCGAACACUCAAUGUGUAUGACAAAGGCAGCACCUACACCAUCCUCGACACCGACGAUGCGACUCUCCUCUACACCGUCCGCUGGAACGCCAACUCCGCCCCUCACAUGACAGUGUUCCACGCCGAUGACCGCAACAAAAUCGCCGGCACCGCCACCUAUCACGCUACCAAGAAGUUCGGGUUCUCCACAGCCUCGAACAUCACCCUCAAGCUCCCCUCCGGUACCGUGUCGAUGAACAAAGAAGGCGGCCUGUUCUCCACCGACAAACGCACUCUUCGAAGCGCAGGGUUGGGGGAGGUGUAUUGGAAGGGAGGAUAUUCCGAGACCGGAUUCAUGAAGCUCGUGGAUGGAAACGGGAAGAGUUUGGUUGAGUAUAAGGAUAUGAGAAUGAGCAUGAAGACGAUGGGGAUUUUGGAGAUAAAUGUGGAGCUCGGACAGGAGGGAUUGGAUGAGGUUGUUGUGAGCGGAAUUGCGAUGCUGUCGGAGGAAAGGACCAGUAUGAGUGCCACUGGCGCGGCGAUGAGUCAAUCUUGA